AUGUCGGCGACGGACACCGGACAGCCCGCCACGUCUGCGCCCGCCGAGCCCCCCUGGACGGGAUGGAUAGAGACCACCGGCGACGCGCUCCUCAUCCUCGAGGCCGCGCGCCGCGGGCUCAUCCCCCGCGUGACCCGCCGGCUCGUCGAGGCGGAGCGCAAGAUGAUCACCUCCGGCGCCGUCUUCGUCUUCGAUGAGGACGAGAGCGGGAUCAAGCGCUGGACGGACGGCUUCUACUGGAGCCCGAGCCGCAUCCUGGGCAAUUUCCUGCUGUACAGGGAGACGGACAAGAAGGGCAUCGCGCACCGAUCGCGCAACCACGCCGCGGACGAGGAUGGGGGCAAGCACGAGAGCCAGAUCCUUAGCAGGCCGAAGAAGGACGACCCGGGGAAGAUUGAUAAGGCGCGCGAGCGGAGCCUGAUGGGCAGCCUUACGAACAGCUACAAGUUCAAGCAGGGGGGACUGAUGAAGAAGACGUUCUCUGUCACGAUCGGCGGGGUCGCCCAGCACCUCAUUUCGUACUAUAGUGUGGAUGAUGUCGCCAAUGGACGUCUCCGCCCACCAUCGUCGCUUCCAGAGCUUGCUAGCCUGGACAUCAGCCCCGAGUACCUCGACAAGACGCACUUCCGUAACCCGCCCAAAAUCGAGGUUGGCCCGGAUGGACGGCCGCGAUAUCGUGGAGAGGCGGACGAUAUAGACACCACGUCAGCGCAAGCACUGCUGAGUGCCCCAUUGUCUUCUGCGCCGCCCCUACUAGGAGAAGCACGGACGGUAGAAGCACAUCCCGGCAAGCGAAGCAAGCGCUAUGAUCCAUACGGCGCGACUCCAGCAAAGCGGCCCCGCACUCAAGGCGACGAAGUCAACCUGACUGAUCCUAAUGCGCUCGCGUCGCAAUCUACUCUACCUCCAGUGCCCCCACCUGCCACAUAUACCACGUCGCCUGUGCAGGCUUACGGAGCCGUCACGUAUUCUCCCGCCUCAUAUGCCGCUUCUCCGCCACCUCAAUACCCCUACGCGUAUCCGCCUGCCUCGGAAUACAAUGGAGCUGUGGUCUACCCAGCCCCUCCACCCACGGGUACGGCCCAGCCGCCAGCUCCAAUGCAAUCGCCGGUGGCGAUGGCCUACGCCUACUAUCCCUACCCGACGCAACAAGGGUGGUACGGCAUACCGACCCCCUCGCCGCCCCAGCCGUCCGCCCCAGUUGCCGGCACCUCCAUGAUCCCGCGCGCAACCAACGUCUAA
Messenger RNA from Schizophyllum commune H4-8, 1242 nucleotides. RefSeq lists its product as uncharacterized. The coding region runs from base 1 to 1242 and encodes 413 amino acids. The record is from RefSeq and is a predicted model, not a curated record. Gene Ontology annotation, molecular function: DNA binding. NCBI's taxonomy places the organism in Eukaryota, Fungi, Basidiomycota, Agaricomycetes, Agaricales, Schizophyllaceae. The transcript has 2 exons.